CUUAAGGGAGUACUUGUAGAGGUACCGAGGGUUAACACCUACGGCGUAUUUAAUAUUAUUUUUUGUUCCGUUCAUGCCCAGCCUCCAUCCCGUCUAUAAAUCCUCGUCUGAUCCGGUCCCCUUCGACUCUUCCAACUUCACCACAUUCAUCAAUUCCACAAGUACACACUUCAUUUACAAUACUCAUUCAAUCAACCACUUCCUCUGUCACCAUCAACACCAUGUCUCAAUCCACUUCUACUACUGCUGCGACCCACGUGGUCAUCGACGUGGCCCCUGACGCUGCUGUUGCCACCAUCCUGCGGGAUGCCCCUUGCUGCCGUUGCCUUGACGCCAUGGCAAAAUGGUCCCCAUCUGAGGAGGAGCCUGAGCCCCCUCAGUGCCGCGAGUCCACUUCUGCCUCUGGAAAAUGCGCCCGUUGUGCCGCAAUGCGCGGCAAGCUCUGCACGCCCGCCACCCGCAAGACGGUCGCCGCAGCCAUGACUCUCAAGGAGCUCAUUGCCCUUGUUGCCGCUGGCCCCAUCGAGACCACCUAUGCUGAGCACCAAGCCCAGUUGAAUGGUUCAAUGCUCACCCGGGCGAGCCUGGAAAAGUAACAGGAGGACUACAAGAAACCAAGACGCCACUAAGAACCAAACCGCGGGGUUGGGUAAUGACGGUUGAAGCGACCUGUCCGAGGUCCCAAACGAUCUGAUAAAUUUUAGCGGGGGUUC
Messenger RNA from Pseudomassariella vexata, 713 nucleotides. RefSeq lists its product as uncharacterized. The transcript has 4 exons. Bases 222 to 596 code for a protein of 124 amino acids. Lineage: Eukaryota; Fungi; Ascomycota; Sordariomycetes; Amphisphaeriales; Pseudomassariaceae. The record is from RefSeq and is a predicted model, not a curated record.